Messenger RNA from Symbiodinium sp. CCMP2592, 1971 nucleotides. Lineage: Eukaryota; Dinophyceae; Suessiales; Symbiodiniaceae. The record is from the annotation of a GenBank genome assembly.
AUGGUCCAAGUGAAGUUGGGCCAUUUGAGAAAACCAAAGAAACUCAGAGAACUGCUCAAGCUGGGGCGAUCUGCCUCCCGUGUGGACCUUCAUACGGGUCGAGGCGUCGAGUCCGAGAGGGAUUUGGGUGACCAGGCCUCGACGACUGUUUUGGAACGUCCCUGUGUAGGGACUUUCAUCUGGCCUUGUGGUAUCGAUCAAAGGCUUUGUGCGGCUCGGCCGGGGUUCCUGGAUCUCUUUUCAGGUGCCCGCGGCGUCGCGAGAGAACUAGCCCGUUUGUCUGGACGCUGGGUGCUUUGCUACGACAUAAAGAAGUGUGCAGCGCAGGAUUUGAGUUCAUCCGAGGUGCAGACCGAAGUGUUAGCUUGGUUGCGAUCUGGCUGGGUGGUUGGUCUCGGUGCCUCCCCGGCGAGCGGCUCCUUUUCUGCUGCGCGAAAGCCAUCACUUCGUUCAGCACGGUGGCCGCAAGGACUGCCAGGGCUAUCUUCCGCUUCGGCACAGAGGGUGACUGAUGAGAACAAGUUGGCAGCUUUUGUUGGCACGGUGAUCUCCGAGUGUGUAAGUGCUCAAAUUCCUUUCUGGAUUGAGAAUCCUCGGUCAUCCUAUCUUUGGCAACUUGACUCUUUUGCCCAGCUCGCGAAGUCUCCUAAGGUUGGCAGUUGGUGUGUAGACUACUGCGCGUAUGGAACGCCAUGGCGCAGGCCCACUCAGGUGCUGACGUCUACGGUGCUCCGUGGCCAGAGCACGCUUUGCCCAGGAUGUGACCGGCAUGUUCAGCUUCGGGGGCGAUCGAGGAUUCAUCGGCUCUCCAUGACAAAGCUUGCGGAGCCUUUCCCUCGAGGUCUGAGUCUUGUCUUGGCCAUGAGUCUCUCAGCUGCAAGUGGGGACAGACCUGAGUUCCGAAAGUUGGAUGCGACGCAGUGGGCCCGUUGUCUCAAUGCGCGCAUCGGUGAAGCAAGCAAUCCUGGGCCUGCUUCUCGCAAUGCUGCUGUCCGCGCCCGAGAACGAGCUGGUCAAGCGCUGAAUUCUGUGCCGCUGGUUGAGCCUAAGACCGAAGCUUUUGAAGUUAGGCUUUGGGCUGAGUUUGAAAAGUGGGUCUUCGUUGACUGUGCGGAGGACGCGGGCAGGACCCUCUUAGGUUGCUCCGGUACAGCGGCUCCUCUACUUGGCGAAUAUGGAGACCACUUGUUCCGUGCGGGCGCCCCGCUCAGUACCUACAGGCAUUUGCUGGCCUAUGCGCAACGGAGACCUCUACCAAGAUCCCUUUGCCAUGCCAUGGCCAGCGUCGCCUUUGCUUGGGGUUGGCCUCGCUUUGGCCUGGUCCUCCUGAUCUGCUUCGCUGGGAUGAUGCGCAUAGGCGAGGUGCUCCAGGCCACGCGGCUCGACCUUGUCCUCCCCGUUGACCUGCUCUCGGAGGACGAGUCCCGGCUCUACGUGCGCAUCCGAGCUCCGAAGACUCGCAGGCGAGGUGGAGGACGACAGCAGCAUGCUACUGUCUCUGAUGAGCCACUGGUUCGUGCUUGUACUGCUGUCUUUGGGCGCUUGAAGCCCGCUGAGCUUCUUUAUCCUCUGUCUCCUCAAGCUUUCCGCCGACGCUGGGAUGAUCUGCUCUCUGCUCUGCGAGUUUCGCCGGAAGUGGGCUUGACUCCAGCCUGUGUGCGAGGCGGUGCUGCUGUGGAGGCUUAUCGGCGCGGACACUGGGUGCGAAGCGCCUUUCGUUUGCCCCGAAACGGCCCGCUUACAACUGGUGGAGUGCUUCCUUCUUUGUCUGCAGACUUCAUCGAAAGCGGAUCGCUCCUUCUUUCUGAGCUCCCCUUCGAAGUCAAGUUUCAGGUUGGACUGGCAGCUCCUUCACUUUUGAGUUUCCUUUCGAAGUCCAGCUUAGUUCAGACAGAGCUCUGCCGCUUAUGCGGCGCACCGAAGUACCAGAGGGCUGUGCAGCUAAAAGGUGCGCAGCCGGGACGCCACUGA